Messenger RNA from Nycticebus coucang (slow loris), 3937 nucleotides. It is a transcript of the gene NAA35, whose product is annotated as N-alpha-acetyltransferase 35, NatC auxiliary subunit. Gene Ontology annotation, cellular component: NatC complex. The record is from RefSeq and is a predicted model, not a curated record. Bases 247 to 2424 code for a protein of 725 amino acids. Gene Ontology annotation, biological process: N-terminal peptidyl-methionine acetylation. Lineage: Eukaryota; Metazoa; Chordata; Mammalia; Primates; Lorisidae. The transcript has 23 exons.
GCCGGUCGGGCUGGGCAGAGAGGGGAGGGGGCGGCGGCGGCUAAGGCGGCGUCGUUAUUUCCGUGGUUCGGACGGUGCGUGGCGGCGCGGGUGACCACGGGAGAAGUAGGUAGGGACCGCCCCUGCGGAGCCAUCGAGACCCUCUUGCUUGCGUGUCUGACAGCCGCAGCCCCCCGCGUGUGUAGCGGACCCUGGAGACGCCAGGUCACCCUGCGGCCCCGGCCCUCCUGUCGUGCCUCAGGCAUAAUGGUUAUGAAAGCUUCUGUAGAUGACGAUGAUUCAGGAUGGGAGCUCAGUAUACCAGAAAAAAUGGAAAAAAGCAAUACAAGCUGGGUGGACAUUACUCAAGAUUUUGAAGAAGCUUGUCGAGAAUUAAAGUUGGGAGAACUGCUUCAUGAUAAGCUAUUUGGUCUUUUUGAAGCCAUGUCUGCUAUUGAAAUGAUGGAUCCCAAGAUGGAUGCUGGCAUGAUUGGAAACCAAGUUAAUCGAAAAGUUCUCAAUUUUGAACAAGCUAUCAAGGAUGGUACCAUUAAAAUUAAAGACCUCACCUUGCCUGAACUGAUAGGCAUAAUGGAUACGUGUUUUUGCUGUCUGAUAACAUGGUUAGAAGGCCAUUCUUUGGCACAGACAGUAUUUACGUGCCUUUACAUUCAUAAUCCAGACUUUAUAGAAGAUCCUGCCAUGAAAGCUUUUGCUUUGGGAAUCUUGAAAAUCUGUGACAUUGCAAGGGAAAAAGUAAAUAAAGCUGCUGUUUUUGAAGAGGAAGAUUUUCAGUCAAUGACUUACGGAUUUAAAAUGGCUAACAGUGUGACAGAUCUCCGAGUUACAGGCAUGCUAAAAGAUGUGGAGGAUGACAUGCAAAGAAGAGUAAAGAGUACUCGAAGUCGACAAGGAGAAGAAAGAGAUCCAGAAGUUGAACUAGAACACCAACAAUGUUUAGCAGUGUUCAGCAGAGUGAAAUUUACUCGAGUGUUACUGACAGUGCUUAUAGCCUUUACUAAGAAAGAGACCAGUGCUGUUGCAGAAGCUCAAAAAUUGAUGGUUCAAGCAGCAGAUCUUCUUUCUGCCAUUCAUAAUUCAUUGCAUCAUGGCAUCCAGGCCCAGAAUGAUACUACAAAAGGAGAUCAUCCGAUUAUGAUGGGUUUUGAGCCCCUUGUUAACCAGAGGCUACUUCCACCUACUUUCCCUCGAUAUGCAAAAAUAAUUAAAAGGGAAGAAAUGGUCAACUAUUUUGCCAGAUUAAUAGAUAGAAUAAAAACUGUCUGUGAGGUUGUGAAUUUAACAAAUUUACAUUGUAUCCUGGAUUUUUUCUGUGAAUUUAGUGAACAAUCACCAUGUGUUCUUUCAAGAUCUCUGUUACAAACCACUUUCCUGGUGGAUAACAAAAAGGUCUUUGGAACUCAUCUCAUGCAAGACAUGGUGAAAGAUGCACUUCGGUCUUUUGUCAGUCCUCCGGUGCUUUCCCCCAAGUGCUGCCUAUAUAAUAAUCACCAAGCUAAGGACUGUAUCGACUCCUUUGUUACUCACUGUGUUCGGCCAUUCUGUAGUCUUAUUCAGAUCCACGGACAUAACAGAGCUCGACAGAGAGAUAAGCUUGGUCAUAUUCUUGAGGAAUUUGCCACCUUGCAGGAUGAGGCAGAGAAGGUUGAUGCAGCAUUGCACACUAUGCUGUUGAAACAGGAACCCCAAAGGCAACAUUUGGCCUGUUUAGGUACCUGGGUCCUUUACCAUAACCUUCGAAUUAUGAUACAGUAUCUUCUAAGUGGCUUUGAAUUGGAACUCUACAGCAUGCACGAGUACUACUACAUAUAUUGGUAUCUCUCUGAAUUCCUUUAUGCAUGGUUGAUGUCAACCUUGAGUUGUGCAGAUGGUUCUCAAAUGGCGGAGGAAAGGAUAAUGGAAGAGCAACAGAAGGGCCGUAGCAGCAAAAAAACAAAGAAAAAAAAGAAAGUUCGCCCAUUGAGCCGAGAGAUCACAAUGAGCCAGGCAUAUCAGAACAUGUGUGCUGGAAUGUUUAAAACCAUGGUAGCAUUUGACAUGGAUGGCAAAGUACGCAAACCCAAGUUCGAGCUUGAUAGUGAACAAGUACGAUAUGAGCACAGGUUCGCUCCAUUCAACAGCGUGAUGACCCCGCCACCGGUGCACUACCUGCAAUUCAAGGAAAUGUCUGACCUCAAUAAAUAUAGCCCUCCUCCUCAGUCUCCAGAACUGUAUGUGGCAGCUAGUAAGCACUUUCAGCAGGCAAAAAUGAUAUUGGAAAAUAUCCCAAAUCCGGACCAUGAGGUUAAUAGAAUUUUAAAGGUUGCCAAACCCAACUUUGUAGUUAUGAAAUUAUUGGCAGGAGGACACAAAAAAGAAUCUAAGGUUCCUCCUGAAUUUGAUUUCUCUGCUCACAAAUAUUUUCCUGUUGUGAAACUUGUUUGAAAGAGACUGAAAAGGUGACUGUAAAGGGAGGAGUCUAUUUGCAGAGCCCACUCUCAGAGGAUUCGUGCACCAGUCUGCACCUAAUGGGAAAUGAAACGGAUUUCUUGGAUAACAUCCCAUUAUAAGGAACACUUUUUAGUUUGACAGCCUUACAUGACGUGAAUGAAAACUGCUGUUUUAAAGUGGUUUAUUAUGUUCCAUUGGUGAAAUUGAUGUUAUUGAAUGCAUUGAUGAACGUUAUAUGGUUUUAUUACAGAUUUAAUCAUAAAUCACUUUUUAUGAAUGAUUGAGUGAAAAUAGUGUUUGUAAAGGUUAAUAAAUUUCUUGACAAAAAAUGCACUGUUGGAGAUGAAAAACAAUAAGCACUUUGUUGAUAUGUUAAGAACUGAAGACGCUUGCUCUUUAACAUUUGGGCAGUUCAAAAACAAACUAUCCAAAGUUUCAAAUCAUAGGAUUUACUAAACACGUAUAUGAGAUUUUGGCAGACUACAUUUAAAAGAGAUUUUCAUGGAACCUCUAAGAGAGAGAGACUAAAUUACAUGAGGAUUGUGACUUUGUGUGUCAUGACAUCAUGGAUUUUAUAUAUAUAUAUAUAAAAUGAUUCAGAUGUUUAUAAUACACCCUUUAACUGUUAACUUUUGGCACUUUUAAAAGAUUAUAGGUUAUAUUUGCUGGUGACAUCAUUCAAAGGGUAGGAAGAUAGUAAUGUAUAUAGAUUAAAUUUUAGGUCUAGGUUUAAAUGUGGCAUGCUUCUUUUUGUUUACUUCAUAUUCAUUUUAACCCAUGAAACAUUUUGAAAUGGGGAGUUCUGUUCAGUAAAUUCUGGCUUUGAAAAAGUGAAUUAAAUCCACCCAUACCUACAAGUGUCAGUGCCUGAGGCCCCACACUUCCUUUGCUGCUCCUUCUCUUCCUGUCUUUGCUGUGGUGUUUGCCAAAGCAGCUGUCCUCUCAGUAGGCAACACUGUUGGCAAAAUGAGCUAUAUUGUGGCUUAAAUUGGCUUUUUUUGCUUGGUCUGAGCCUAGAGUCAGUUUUUAUUUGGUCUAUGGUAAAAAGAGUUCUGAACAUCAAAUAUCUUAACUCUGACACCUUUGUUAAAAAAUAUAAUAUUUGAACUUUUUUCGGGACAUACUUUAAAGCAGCUAACUUAACUUGCUUCCCACAGUAGGAGAAAACUGUAGGGUACUGAAGUGGUCUAGUUCUCUUUUCCAAGUGUAGUAAUGGUUGUAUUAUUCAAGAACAGUCAUUAAGCAUCCUGAAAUAUAGUUUAUGGCUAGUAAUUUCUGAAUGCUUUAAACAAAACAAAAAAAGGCAAUGAAAUAUGAGAACAAAGAAAAUAAAAGAGCAUCAACAUUUAGCAAACAAUCAGGACAGCCUGAGGCACAUUUUAGAAAGCUGAGAAAUUACUCUUCCUUCCCAAUGGCCAAGAUACUAAAUGUCAAUAUAUUUUUUUGCUUUCAGAGGCCUUCUUUAAAGCAAAAAAAAAAAAAAAAAAAAAAGAAUAAUUAUUAAUGU